AUGGGUGUGGCCAAGAAGACGAGAAAGUUUGGCCUGGUUAAGCGAGUGAUUGGCAAAAGCGAUGCGCGACUCAAAGAGAACCAAGCGAAGCAAGAGGCCCUGCAGAAGCUCAAGCAGAAGAAGACGGUGCAGGGCGAGGUGGUGCGCGAGGUGCAGCAGAUGCCCAGCAACAUGUUCUUCCAGCACAACACGGCCCUCGUGCCGCCGUACAACGUCCUCGUCGACACCAACUUCCUCAGCCACACGGUGCAGCGCAAGCUGUCGCUGCUUGAGUCCAUGAUGGACUGCCUCUACGCCAAGUGCAACCCCAUCAUCACCUCGUGCGUCAUGUCGGAGCUGGAGAAGCUCGGCCCCAAGUACCGCCUGGCGCUCAAGGUGGCGCGCGACGAGCGCUGGCAGCGCCUGACGUGCGACCACAAGGGCACCUACGCGGACGACUGCCUCGUCGACCGCGUGCAGAAGGACCGGAUAUACAUUGUGGGAACCAACGACAGGGCGCUGAAGCAGCGCCUGCGCAAGAUCCCUGGCGUGCCGCUCAUGAGCGUGGCACGGGGAAAGUAUGUGAUAGAGAGGCUGCCUGGUGCGCCAGACUCAUAA
Molecule: messenger RNA, 597 nt
Organism: Cordyceps fumosorosea ARSEF 2679
Lineage: Eukaryota; Fungi; Ascomycota; Sordariomycetes; Hypocreales; Cordycipitaceae
Product: FCF1 small subunit
Exons: 2
Coding region: 1-597 (198 amino acids)
Cellular component (GO): nucleolus; small-subunit processome
Source: RefSeq, a predicted model, not a curated record